GGUGUAAUACAUCUUUAAAGGUCCCAGAGCCAAUGAAGUUGUAUACGGAAAUCAGCUGGUCAGUUCCCAUGGCAACCCCCUCCCCCAUCGCUCCAGUUCUCCAUAUGACGUGUUAAACUCAUGUCGAGAGUGUUUUAAAAAGCUGCAAAAAAUCGAUAAAAAAUGGCAAAAAUAUCGUUUUCGCCCAGAGCCCACUGCAAAAUUAUCCUUCACGCUGCGAAAUACCCACAUUGCGCCAUAAACGGAUUACUAUUAGCGAAAGAGAAGAAGGGGGAGGGUAAAUCCGGUGAUUUACAUGUCGAGGAUGCUAUUCCCCUCUUUCAUCAGUGUCUGCAUGUCUCGCCCAUGUCCGAAAUAGCAUUGGGACUAGUCGAUCAGUUCGCCACGCAGAAUGGAAUGGUCAUCGCUGGGUAUUACUUGGCUAAUGAGCUUCUGAACGAUCUGAGUACAGACAAACCUGCCCACAGAAUAGCUGAUAAAAUAGCUGACCACUUCGGGAAUGCAGUGAUAGCUGUGAUAGACAACCGAGAGUUCAGCCAUAAUAUGAGCACGAAUCUCCUGCGAGUCUCUCAGUUCCAGGAUGGAAAGUGGAAACUCCAGGAUAAAGCAGACAUUAUUUACGAGGGUGGGGAAGCAAUAGUAGGAGCACUGGAGUCCCUCCUGCGAGAAGAGCGAUAUCAACAGCUAAUCGACUUCGACAAUCACCUGGACAAUAUAUCUCUAGACUGGCACAACAGCGAGCUCAACAAAAUAAUUAAAAAAACAGUUUCAGUCCAAUGAUAGAUAAAUCACCACAACAGACAUUCCAAAGGAAAACUCUACGCAUUUCACCAUUGCAAUAUCUAUUCUUCAGGAUUAAUUCGGGAUAAGAAACAUUCAAAGUCAUGAAAAAAAGGAAAAACCCAUUUUUAUUCUUUCCACGCAUUUAAGAGUCCCCUCGUAUUUACGAAAAUACAUGAUUCAGCAUGAAUACAAACAGAACAAUGGAACAAUUUCACACAAUUUUCUUUUUCCUUGUUAGAACAUAAGCUUCAUUGAUAAAUACAUGGUUCCGUGGAAAAAUAUGACAUAUUGUUCGUUAACAUUUCUCAGUAUGCACCGAGACAUUGAAAAAUAUUCAUCUCUCCUUUCAAUACUUGUCAAUAAACCCUCACGACACAUUUCAUCGUGUUCCUCCAACAUUUCAGGGAAAAAUAAAUAGAUUGACUUGUUUUUACAAGCAAUUGCUCGAUGCAGGGCAUAAAAAAACCACGGCAUAUUCACUAUUAAUUUAUAACAAUUGCAAUUGUUCCUUCGAUGAAUAAAUAACACUGUUAAAAUA
This is a messenger RNA of Diachasma alloeum, 1321 nucleotides long. It is a transcript of the gene EMC8-9, whose product is annotated as ER membrane protein complex subunit 8. Bases 163 to 780 code for a protein of 205 amino acids. The record is from RefSeq and is a predicted model, not a curated record. Lineage: Eukaryota; Metazoa; Arthropoda; Insecta; Hymenoptera; Braconidae. The transcript has 6 exons. Gene Ontology annotation, cellular component: EMC complex.